Messenger RNA from Morus notabilis, 2530 nucleotides. RefSeq names its product putative pentatricopeptide repeat-containing protein At5g52630. Gene Ontology annotation, biological process: RNA modification. Lineage: Eukaryota; Viridiplantae; Streptophyta; Magnoliopsida; Rosales; Moraceae. The record is from RefSeq and is a predicted model, not a curated record. The coding region runs from base 45 to 2336 and encodes 763 amino acids. Gene Ontology annotation, molecular function: zinc ion binding; protein binding; RNA binding. The transcript has 2 exons.
UAUGGAUAGAGUAGGAUAAACGACUCCUUGACUGGAGUUCGUCCAUGGCUUCUUCUCUGCCUUCCGUCGCAGUCAAAUGCACUCCCAAGCUCGACUCCGACCUCAGAAAGCACCCCUCUGUUUUCCUUUCCAACGAAAAGAGCCCAAGUGUGUCGUAUCAGAGAAGCGGCUCGAUCACCCAUUUGGAGGGAACCUCAGAGUUAUCAUCCUCCACGGACUUCCGAGAAGCGCUUUCUGCGAUGAGAGAAGGCGCUUCGACAGAAUCUUCUCACUACGCCCGUCUCUUGAAACGGUGCAUCGAUGAUAAUUCGUCUUCAACGGCAGAAACUGUGCAUGCCCACAUCAUAAAAACCGGGUUUCAUGAAGAUUCCUUUGUUUCGACUUUUCUCGUCAAUGUUUACGUGAAAUGUGGGGUCAUGGAAUAUGCACGAAAGGUGUUUGAUAAUUUACCGAGGAGAAAUGUCGUUGCGUGGACAACACUGAUGACGGGUUAUGUUCACAAUUCGCAGCCUGAACUUGCUAUCCGAGUUUUUCAAGAGAUGUUGGAGGCUGGGGCUUAUCCCGCAAAUUAUACUCUUGGGAUUGUUUUGAAUGCUUGUUCUUCAUUGCAGUUGGUCGACGUGGGCAAACAACUCCACAGUUACAUUGUCAAGUACCACAUCGACUUUGACACGAGUAUUGGUAACUCCCUUUGUAGCUUGUACUCCAAACUUGGGCACUUGGAUUUGGCCGUAAAAGCAUUUGAGAAGAUAAGGGAAAAGAAUGUGAUCUCAUGGACUGCGGUUAUAUCUGCUUGUGGCAAUAAUAGUGAGGCUGCACGGGGUUUGGGAUUCUUUAUUGACAUGCUCUCUAAGGGCAUUGAGCCUAAUGAGUUUACUUUAACUAGUGUGUUGAGUUUGUGUUGUGUGAUGGCGUAUUUGAGUGUAGGUAGCCAGGUUCACUCAUUAAGCAUCAAACUUGGGUUCUACUCGAAUUUGCGGGUGAGAAAUGCUAUCAUGUAUUUGUACCUCAAAACUGGUAGGGUUAAAGAGGCAAAAAAACUGUUUGAUGGAAUGGAAGUGAACAGCUUGGUCACAUGGAAUGCAAUGAUUGCUGGUCAUGCCCAGAUGAUGGAGCUUGAAGGAGAUGGUCUUUCAGCAUAUCAAAGUGGGAACGAGGCGCUUUACAUUUUCUCGAAAUUGAACCGCUCAGGCAUGAAAUCUGAUCUGUUCACCUUCUCGAGUAUUUUAACCGUGUGUAGUAGUUUGGUUGCCUUAGAACAAGGGGAACAAAUCCAUGCGCAGACCAUUAAAAUGGGGUUUCUCUCCGAUGUGGUUGUUGGAACUGCACUUAUUAAUAUGUAUAACAAAUGUGGGAGCAUAGAGAAAGCGAGUAAAGCUUUCGUGGAGAUGUCCACAAGAACUCUGAUAUCAUGGACCUCAAUGAUCACAAGUUUUGCACAGCAUGGCAUGACACAACAAGCUUUGCAUCUCUUUGAAGAUAUGAGAUUAGCAGGAGUAAGACCAAACCAGAUCACCUUUGUUGGCAUUCUAUCGGCUUGUAGCCAUGCCGGAAUGGUUGAUGAAGCACUAAUAUACUUCGAGAUGAUGCAAAAGGAAUACAGAAUUAGGCCUGUGAUGGACCAUUACAGUUGCCUAAUCGACAUGUUUGUGAGAUUGGGCCGUUUAGAUGAAGCUUUCGAUCUCAUCAAAACAAUGGAUUUUGAACCCAGUGAGUUCAUAUGGUCAAACCUGGUUGCAGGGUGUAGAAGCCAUGGAAAUCUAGAAUUGGGAUUUUAUGCUGCCGAACAGUUACUGAAGCUUAAACCGAAAGAUGCCGAGACUUAUGUCUUGCUGCUGAACAUGUACCUCUCAGCGGGAAGGUGGAAGGAUGUUUCUAGGGUGAGAAAAAUGAUGAAAGAGGAGAAGCUUGGGAAACUAAAAGAUUGGAGCUGGAUAAGCAUCCAAGACAAGGUUUAUUCAUUCAAACCUAAUGAUAAACUCCACCAUCAAAAUGCAGAUUUGCACACAUUUUUGGAAAGCUUGAUUGACCAAGCAAAGGGUGCGGGAUAUGAAAAGCUCGAAGAUCUGGAGAUGACAGAUGAAGAUGAAGUAGAGUCAUCCUCUUCCACCACUUAUCACAGUGAAAAGUUGGCCAUUGCUUUCGGAUUAUUGAACAUGCCGAGCUCUGCACCAAUAAGAGUGAUCAAGAACUUCAUUAUGUGCAGGGAUUGCCAUAAUUUUAUGAAGUCUAUUUCCUUAUUGACAGCUAGGGAGAUAACCAUUCGAGAUAGCAAGCGUCUGCACAAAAUUGUCAAUGGAAAAUGUUCUUGUGGGGAUUUUGGAAUUCUUAUAUGAUAUAUAAUAGGUCAUGUAAACAAGUAAAAAUCUUAACAUUCUUUAAUUUGUCAAUUGUUUAGAUAUCCUCAAAAUAAUAUGCUACUUUCUCCUUCAUCAUGUUGGGCCGAUGGAAAGUUUCACACUCGCAGUUCACAAUGAAUACAUUUUCUCAUAUUCAUAAGAAAGUUCUGAGUAAACAGUAUUCACCUAUU